AUGUUAAUAUCUCAAAUACUUCGAUUAUUAACUAAUUUUUCAAUACAACAAAAACAAUAUUCUAUUCAAUUUUUUUCAUCAUACAGACAAAUUCAAAUGAAAAAUUCUUUGAAAAACAUACAUAAAAAUAAUCAAAUACAAUUUAAAUUAAAAUCAAUUAAUGAUACACAUGCAACAUUAAUUAUUAAUGGUAAAGAAUGUAAAUAUGAUUGGAUAUUUUUACGAGAUUCAUGUCAAUGUCAUCAAUGUAUUGAUUUAUCAACAAAACAAAAACGACAUAAAACUACAGAUAUUCCAUUGACUAUUUCACCACAACAAACAGGACUUAAAAUAUUAAAUAAUAAUAUUCUUGAAAUACAUUGGAAUCAACCAUUAUUAAAUGAAAAAAACAAUUCUAAUAUACAUCGUAGUUUAUAUUCAAGAACAUGGCUUCAAACAUAUUCAACAUCAGAAAACAUUGCACGUUCAAGAUAUCAAGAUCGUCCAUUUAUUUAUUGGAAUCGAAAUGAUAUUCAAAAAGUAAAUUUACAUGUUAAAUGUAAUGAUUAUCUUUAUUCUGAUCAAGGAUUAUAUACAGUAUUAAAAUAUCUUAAUGAUUAUGGUCUUGUUUUUAUUGAUAAUGUUCAAGGAGAAUUUACUGUUGAACAUCUUGUUGAAAGAAUAGGUGAAAUUCGUCAUACAUUCUAUGGUAAAACAUGGGAUGUUCGAAAUGUUCAACAAGCUAUUAAUGUUGCUUAUACAUCUCAAGAACUUGGACUUCAUAUGGAUUUAUUAUAUUUUGAAGCACCACCAGGUUUACAAUUUUUACAUUCACUUGAAAAUAAUGUUCAUGGAGGAGCAUCAUAUUAUGCUGAUACAUUUCGAGCAGCUGAAAUACUUCGUCAAAAUGAUCCUGAAGCAUUUCAAAUACUUUGUUCAUAUCCUGUAACAUUUCAUUAUCGAAAUGCUGAUCGACAUUAUCAUUUUACACGUUCAACUAUUGUUUUAAAUAGAUUUUCAUUUGAUAAUCAUAUUGAUCAUAUUAAUUAUUCACCACCAUUUCAAGCACCAUUUGAAAGUGAUACAUCAAAAUCUGAUUUUCGAAAAUUUAUUCGAGCUUUUCAGUAUUUUCGUGAUUUAAUAGAUGAUCAAAAUAAUCAUUUAGAAUUAAUUCUAGAAAAAGAUCAAUGUGUAAUAUUUCAUAAUCGUCGAAUUCUUCAUGGAAGACGUGAAUUUGAUCCAUCAAGUGGUGAACGAUGGUUUAAAGGAUGUUAUACGGAUCUAGAUAAUUUUAAAGAUAGAUUAAGAAUUGUUCGAGAAAAAUUUGAAUCAAUUUCAGAACUUGAAUUUAUAAGAAAACAACAUGAAGGUUAUUUAUUCCCGAACACAAAUGAAUUAUAUGAUAAUGACUCGGGUAUUCAAUCAACAGCAUCGAUUAAUGUGAUUACACGUUCAGCAGCUCGAGCUCACAAUAAUCAACAAGAUAAUGAGGUAAAAUUAACAAGUGUUUAUAAUAUUCGACUAAGGGCCACACAACUACAAGGGAAAAAUUUUUCUUCACUAUCAUAUACCAACAUGGCCUCAACGGCAUCAUCAUUGAAUACGAAUGAUAAAUCAAUGGUACUGUCAUCAUCGAAUGAAAAUGUUUCAGCAGAAGUUCAUUUAUCAUCUAUGGGUUUCAGUAUGAGGAAGAUCAAAGAAGAACAAUUAAAAGAUAUGGAAAUUCAAGAGAAAAAGAAAAAUCUAUCUAGUAAUCAAGAUUUUGAAAUUAUUAAUGGUAUUUUAUAUAAAUUAGUUCCACGUGCGAAAAGAAAAAUUAAGCUUAUAUGGAUUCCAAAAACAAUGAUAAAUCAAGUGCUUUUUCUUCAUUACGACCAUUAUACGGCAGCACAUAUGGGAAUUAAUAAAACAACAACAAAAUUAGUCAACAAGUAUUAUUGGCCGAACAUGUAUAAAACAAUAAUCAAUGACAUUAAGUCUUGUACCAUAUGUUCAAAAUAUAAUUAUAGAAGAACCAAAUUACCUGAGAAAAUGAAUAUUAUUCCUACACCAAAUGAAGUGAUGGGUUUAGUUGGAAUGGAUUACUGGGGUCCCACGGAGCAAUCCACAACAAAUGGGAACAAAUAUGUCAUUACAAUGACCGAUUAUCUUUCAAAAUUUGGAUUCGCGAAAGCAGUCACGGCUAAUUCAGCACAAGAAGCAGCAGAAGUUUUCUUAGAUGUAUGUUAUCACUAUGGAGCAUCAACAAAAUUAAUUACAGAUCAAGGACCUCACUUUAUUGCAGAAUUAACAAAAUCAAUAAUCAAUUCAUAUCAUACAACACACAUCCUUGCGACACCAUAUCAUCCAAUAUCGAAUGCUUAG
Rotaria sp. Silwood1 is the source of this 2343-nucleotide messenger RNA. NCBI's taxonomy places the organism in Eukaryota, Metazoa, Rotifera, Eurotatoria, Philodinida, Philodinidae. The record is from the annotation of a GenBank genome assembly.